Arachis stenosperma is the source of this 4021-nucleotide messenger RNA. RefSeq names its product disease resistance protein RPV1-like. NCBI's taxonomy places the organism in Eukaryota, Viridiplantae, Streptophyta, Magnoliopsida, Fabales, Fabaceae. Gene Ontology annotation, biological process: signal transduction; defense response. The record is from RefSeq and is a predicted model, not a curated record. Bases 63 to 3671 code for a protein of 1202 amino acids. The transcript has 6 exons. Gene Ontology annotation, molecular function: ADP binding.
AACUGCAGAAGCCUGGUUUCUAUCUAUUUUUGGGUUGACCUCAGUCCUCAGAAAUCGGAAUCAUGUCUUCCUCCUCCAACAGAAAGCACGAUGUUUUCCUUAGCUUCAGAGGUGAAGACACACGUGUCGGCUUCACAAGCCAUCUGCACAGUGCACUUGACAGGCACCAAAUCCACACAUACGUCGAUUAUAAUCUCACAAAGGGAGAACGAGUUUGGCCCAAACUAUCCGAAGCUAUCGAGGGCUCACGUGUCGCCAUCGUGGUUUUCUCUGAGAAUUAUGCCUCUUCAAAAUGGUGUCUGGAAGAGCUGGCUAAAAUAAUGGAGUGCAGAAAAUUAGAGGGACUUGUAGUGAUACCUGUGUUCUACGAGACUGAUCCUUCGGACAUAAGGAACCAAACAGGGACUUACGACAAAGCGUUGGCGAAGCUUGAGAGAGAUCUUGGGAGUGCCCUCAGAUUAAAGGUGCAUAAGUGGAAGGCUGCUCUCACUGAAGCUGCCAACUUAUGUGGAUGGGACUCUCGCACACACAGGGACAAUUCUCAACUUAUUCAGAACAUUGUUAAUGACGUUCUGCAAAAAUUGUACCUGAGAUACCCUAAUGAAAUAGAAGGACUCAUUGGAAAUGACAAAGCCAGGACAGACAUUGAAUCAUUAUUGGAAAAAGUUCGAGUAAUUGGAAUAUGGGGCAUGGGGGGUAUAGGCAAGACAACCAUUGCAAAAGCUGUGUUUGCCAAACACUUUCCUCAACAUGAAAGUUCAUGCUUCUUGGCCAAUGUAAGAGAAGAAUGGACAAAGCUUGGACCAACACAUUUACGUGAUAAGCUUCUCUAUGACAUACUGAAGGAACAUAUUCCCUCAUCUAAUGUUGUAGGAUCCACAUUCAUCAAGCGCAGGGUCCUUAGUAAAAAGGUCCUCAUUGUUCUUGAUGAUGUGGAUAGUAUUGAGCAAUUAGAGUAUUUGUGUGGAGAUCAUGGUGACCUUGGACCAGAUAGCAGACUCAUUAUAACAACAAGAGAUAGACAGAUGCUUGUGGGAAGAGUUGAUGAAAUAUAUGAACUCAAAGGAUUGAACUUUCAAGAAUCUCUAACUCUUUUUUCCUUGAAUGCAUUCAAGGUAAAGUACCCUGAAGAGGGAUAUAAACAUCUCUCAGAAAGGGUAGUUGAUUAUGCCAGUGGAGUUCCGUUAGCUCUAAAGGUUUUGGGUUCAUAUCUUUAUAAGAAGAGUAGAGAGUUUUGGGAAAAUGCAUUGAAAAAACUCAGAGAUUAUCCUAAUUUGAAAAUUCAAAGUGUGUUAAAAGUGAGCUAUGAUGGAUUAGACGAGCUAGAGAAAGACAUAUUUCUAGAUAUUGCAUUCUUUUUCAAGGGAAAAGAUAAAGAUUAUGUCAUAAAGAUAUUAGAUGCUUGUGAUUUCUACACGGCACUUGGAAUAGAUGUUCUUGUGAAUAAAGCUCUUUUAACAGUAUCUUAUAAAAAUAGACUUCAAAUGCAUGACUUGCUAGAGGAAAUGGGUUUGGAUAUAGUUCGUCAUGAAUGUGAGAAAGACCCUGGAAGAUGCAGUCGACUGCGAAAUAUUAAAGAAGUUUAUGAUGUCCUUAAAAAUAACAAGGGGACUGACAGAAUUCAAGGCAUAGCAUUAGAUUUAUCUGAAGUUCAAGAUUUGUACUUGGAGGCUGAUACAUUUAGCAUGAUGAUCAAUUUAAGAUUCCUUAGAUUCCAUCUUCCUUCGGGUAGGAGAUCAGCUGAUGUGUUCCACCCUAAAGCCCUCAAGUCAUUUUCUGAUAAAUUGAGGUACUUUGAGUGGCAUGGAUACCCCUUUAAGUCUCUUCCACCUAAUUUCUGUGCUAAGUUGCUUGUUGAGAUUCACAUGCCGCGGAGCAAUGUUAAAGAACUUUGGCAGGGGAUUCAAGACCUUGUGAAUUUGGAGGGCAUUGAUCUGAGUGAAUGCAAACAACUGAUAAAGCUUCCAGAUUUAUCCAGGGCAUCGAAGCUUAAAUGGUUGUGUCUCACAGGCUGCGAAAAUUUGUGUGUUGUUCAUCCAUCUGUUUUGGGUUUGGAUACACUUGUGACUUUGAUAUUAGAUGGAUGCAAAAAAUUGAAGAGCCUUAAAGGUGAAAAGCAUUUACCAUCUUUGGAGAAGAUCAGUGUCAAUGACUGCUCAAGUCUCAGGGAAUUUUCGGUGUCAUCGGAUUUAAUUGAAAGGCUGGAUUUGAGUAACACCGGAAUCCAAAUGUUGCACUCAUCAAUCGGGCAUCUACACAAACUUGUGUGGCUCAAUCUAGAAGGUCUAAGACUUAAGAAUCUUCCAAAUGGGUUAUCUUCCUUGAGAUUUCUUGAGGAGCUUAGGAUUUCUAACUGCAUACAAGUAAUUGACAAACAAAAACUCCAUAUCUUAUGUGAUGGCUUAGAAUCUUUGAAAAUACUGCAUUUGAAGUAUUGUGACAAAUUGUCUGAACUACCUGAUAACAUCGAUCGCUUAUCAAAGUUAAAUGAAUUAAGACUAGAUGGAAGCAGUGUGGAGAGGCUGCCGACAAGCAUCAAGAAUCUUCAACAACUAGAGAUUCUGUCCUUAAAGAAUUGUAGGAAGCUCCGGUUUCUAGCAGAGCUUCCACCAUUCAUCAAAGAGUUUUGUGCUGAUAACUGCACAUCAUUGGUGGCAGUAUCCACUUUGGCGAGUUUUGCAGCAAAAAUGAAGGGAAAGAAGAAACUCAUUUCAUUCAAGAAUUGCAUGAAACUGGAUAGACGCUCACACCAGCGCAUUAUAGAAGCAGCACAAUUAAUAAUGAUGAGUGCUUCAUAUUAUGAUGUAAUAUUAAGGUGGUACAGUGCAGAUGCACAAAACUACAACUGUAACAAUGUUGAAGUUUGUUUAGUAGGAAGCAAUAUCCCAAAGCAGUUCAAAUAUCGAACAACAUCCUCCUCCAUUGCCAUUCUACUUCCAACGCAAUACAACAUGCCAGGUUUCAUUUACUCUCUGGUUCUUUCUCCAUCUCAUGGAAUGAAGAAGCAUGGAGUUAAAAUCCAAUGCCAAUGUUACUUGGCAGAUGGUAAAGAGGUUGGGAAUACAAGUACACUGCAUUACAAUGCCAUCAGGGAUUUGAAUUCAGAUCACAUUUUUGCAUGGUAUGAUCCACUCCAUUGGGACAGCAUUUGCAGAUGUCGCGGGCAAAAAGUGUGGUUUGAAUUCAGUGCCACAAUUGAUAACAACAAUGAACAUCAUGAUGGCCUAGUCAAUGUGAAAGAGUGUGGGGUGCACCCAGUAUUUUCAGGCCUUGUGAGUGUUCUACAGGGAGUGGAAUUGGACUUGGAGUUGAAAGUGGACUUUGGGGUGAAGAUGAAUUUGGCAAUUGACAUUAUGAAUCACAAAGAUGUGGAUGAGUACAAACUAUUGGUUGCCUUGGAGAAUGGAUUGGAGUUGGAUGAUCAACUGAAAAUGGAUUUUGAAUCGCGAAGUAGAGCAAUGCUAAUGCUAAUAGGGAAGGAAAGCAGCGGCACGGAAACUAAGUUACCCGCUCAAGAAUGUGAUUCAAGUGAAAAAUGUUCAUGUUCAUGUGACUGCCUACUAGAUGUCCUUGGGUACUUAUGGAGAUUAAUCAGGAUUUUGAAUGGUGACACUGCAUUAAUCAUGAUCAUGAUCUCAGGAAUAUCUGCUGUAAUGGCUUUAAUUUUGUAAGAGAAGUUGAAAAAACAAAGAGAAGACAAGGCAACUCCAGUUACCUAGUAGCUUGAAGAUGAGAAGGUACCUUACAAAUCAAGGAGCAGAGAUUCACCUUCAAAGGAAGAAGCAGGGGCAUUUUGAUUAGUGAGACUACUGGUUUUCUCAAGUUUCCAUAAGAUCAAAGAAAUCAAGCUCAACUCUGUGUUUGGUUGUUUGAGGACUGUUUGUUUUUAAGGUAAGAUCACAGAUUUGUCUCUUGUGAAUGAAAAGAAAUGAAAAUGGUACUGAGAGAGUUUUAUUUGUAUCAAUUAAUAGGAUCUUCAGAUACUGAUGAUUAAGAGCUUGUUUAGACACCAUUUAAUAUG